GUUAAACGUGUAUAUGUUUUUGGGAUGCUAGGUUUAAACCACCGUGAAUUAAUUAUGCUUGUAUAUUUCACUGCAAUUUGAGACUUUUAGCUCCUCCCCCUUACUGUCCACAUGAGGCCAACCCCCUAAAGCGAAAGCGCAUUACAUGGUUGCAGUGUCAAUUUGGAGUUUUAAACGUGUGAUUGAGAAGGUGCAUCUGGCAAUCGGGAACGGGAACAGGAGGAUAAUGCGGGUUUGCUGGCUUAUAAGGACAGAUGGAAGCCAUGAACCUAUACAACUCCCUCAUCUUGAAACUGUGGUUUUAGGCCGGGGACCCAAGACAAGAAUUACUGAUAAAAAGUGUUCCAGAGAACAAGUGCAACUGAAGGCAGACUACAGUAAAGGAUAUGUCACUCUGAAACAGCUUGGUGUAAAUCCAACAAGUGUGGACUCUGUGGACGUUGGUAAAGAUAGCGAAGUAAAGGUAACGCCAGGCCAGAUCCUUCACCUUGUCAACAAGCUCUACUCCUACAAAAUCCAGUUUGAAGAGAGUGACAAGAAAGCUUCCUCGUCCGAGCUGAAGUUUAAGAGACCAAAGGAACCGCAUCAAGAAGGCCAUAAUGUUAAUACCAAAGUCCCACGACUGAACACUGAAGACUGUUGCACUAAAAGUAAACAAACCUUGGAAAGUCAGGAAAGCAGCAUAAUGGCUUCCAGAAACACGGAGAAAAAGGAAUUCCAGGGACACUGGAGUCAGGGACUAAAAGCUUCUAUGCAGGAUAAGAACAUGCAGAUUUACAAAGAUGACACCGUAGUUGCUAUUAAAGAUAAAUAUCCAAAAGCAAAGUAUCACUGGCUUGUACUGCCCUGGGAAUCCAUUGCCAGCUUGAAGGCCGUCAGACCAGAGCACUUACCACUGAUGAAGCAUAUGCAUGGUGUUGGGGAGAAACUGGUCCGAGGAUGUUCAGACUACGGCAAACUUCAGUUUCGACUGGGCUAUCAUGCUAUUCCCAGUAUGAGCCAUAUCCAUCUACAUGUUAUCAGCCAAGACUUUGAUUCUCCUUCAUUAAAAAACAAAAAACACUGGAACUCGUUUACCACAGACUAUUUUCUGGACUCUGAAGCUGUAAUGGAAAUGGUGGAGAAGAAUGGGAAGGUUACAGUUAAAGAUGGGACGAGUGAGCUGCUCAAACUACCACUGCGGUGCCACGUUUGCAGAAGGGAGCUUCCUACGAUUCCACAGUUAAAGGAUCAUUUAAAAUCCCACCUGCCCAAGUGACGAGAGGGUAACUGGAAUUUUAUUGAGUGACAGAUGACGAGGAAAAGACAGAGCUGAUUGGUAACGAGGGUAAGAUGGCGAGUUCUUCCAUAGACACCACGGGGGGGUGUGGUGAUUCCCAGUCUCAGCCCGGCUGCCAGGCCGCUAUCAAGUCACAAAUGGAGGUGAUUUCAAACCUUUCAAGUGUGACAACUUGAGGGCAAGUAAGUUGUGUAACUUUCUCACGAGUUAACAACUUUUAGAAGUAAUAAAAGUGACAUGAGAGCAGAACAGA
This is a messenger RNA of Erpetoichthys calabaricus (reedfish), 1532 nucleotides long. RefSeq names its product aprataxin (gene aptx). Gene Ontology annotation, biological process: single strand break repair; double-strand break repair. Bases 146 to 1258 code for a protein of 370 amino acids. The record is from RefSeq and is a predicted model, not a curated record. The transcript has 8 exons. Gene Ontology annotation, cellular component: nucleus. Gene Ontology annotation, molecular function: double-stranded RNA binding; single-strand break-containing DNA binding; mismatched DNA binding. Lineage: Eukaryota; Metazoa; Chordata; Cladistia; Polypteriformes; Polypteridae.